CAAACCGGCUAUCUGUCUAUGUUUUGUUAUUUUAUCUAUUUUUUUAUCGGAAAAACGACCGGAACAUCAUUCAUUUGAUCCAAUCCAAGAGGAUAUAUUACAUUCAAACCAUUAAUCAUCAUUAAAUAUUGUCCAAUCAAAAAAAUAAAGUGCAAAACUCAAUAGAAUCAAUCGUGUGCAAGAGAGAACGCUAUAGACAUUCGGUAAUCAUGAUUGGAAAUUGGCAACGCACUCUGGCCAACUAUUGGUCGAACACUCAAAAUGAAACGGAAGCAACGCUGCAAGUUGUGAAAGACGAUUUUCGAUGCACUGGACUCUCCUUUGACCACAAUUUCAAAGAAUACUUUUUGCGAGAAACGAAUGAUCGUGUCGCCCAAGCAUAUGAACGGUGUCUCAGGAAUGCUAAAUUCGAGGAGCAAUUCAUUACAGUUCGUGUUCGAGAUCACGAAUGGACUGACAAAAAGACGACCACCGAUGCAAGCGAUGGAACAGCAAUUAACGUAUGGAAUGACUGCUCUCAGAGAGCCACUGAUCCAAUCACAUCGACAAUAAACCAGGAGAUAAAUGUAGUCACCAAUUGUCAACAUACAUUUCCAUCGUUUACACCAUUUUAUGGUGUGCCGAGAAAUGACACGUUUCAACCGUUCACAUCAUUUUUAGACAACAAUAUUGAUCCGAACAAUGUCACUGAAUCGAUCGAAGCAAUGAUUGGCAACGAAUCAAUUUUGACUGCUCAACUCAACGAGUCUCAAGCGAUUAUUUCGAGUGGAAUUAAUCGGAAUGAGAAUGGAAUUGCCCUUGACGACUCAAUUGAAACAUCGAAUGAAGGAAUGACACUGGGUAGCCAAGCACCGAAUACUUCUACUUCUAUGCAGCCAACUAUUGAUCUGAUUGCUCCGACAGUAGUGCCACAAGAAAAUAGAGUCGACCAAGGAAGCGAUGUGAAUGAACACCAAUCAAUGCCAAAUACAACCGCAUUCCAUGAUUUAUCUCGAGCACACAUCCGAGACAAUGAUACACUUCAAGGAUUUGCAUCGUUUUCAAGCAAUAACAUUGAUCUGAACAAUGGCACAGAAUCGCUUGGAGUAAUACUCGGCAACGAUUUAAUAUCUGCAAAUUUUGACUCACUUCAAGCCAAUCUUCCCAAUGGGAUUGGCAUGAGUGAAGAUGUCGUACAAAAUGUCAUAGUGGUCAAUGGAGUAAUGAAGGAAGUGAUGACAAAUGUUCAACCAGAUCCAGCCAUCAGUGAAUGUGACGAGAUUAUUGUAGCGAAUAGCUCAGAAGUGGAGGCAAUACACGUCGAAACAACUGCAGAAAAAGAGAGCAAUCAAACCAAUCAGAAGGAGGUAAAGCAAAUGACGACGAAUAAACGGCGAAAGAGAAAAAUGACAGAAACCUCAAAUGGUAACUCAAAGAAGAAACGGAAGAUUGGGUCACGCUCGUCGACUUCAGGGAGUUCACGGCAGUCAAACAACGUGAAUUUUCAACCCAAUCAACGGAAUAAAAGCAAUUCAAUUGGCACUGAACAACAGAAUGGAUCGACAUCAAAUGGGAAUUCCAAAACUAAAUGUGAGUUUUGUAAUUAUGUUGCAUGGCCUUCAGAACUGAUAAUACACACACGCAAACACACUGGCGAGAAACCAUUUCAAUGCAAAAUUUGUGCAAAAGGAUUUACUCAACGGAGCAAUUUGAAAAUCCACAUGAGAACUCAUGCAAAUCAAUUCCCGUUCCAUUGUUCGAUUUGUCGAGAAGGAUUCGCGGUGAAAUGGGCGAAGGAGGCACACGAGAAAAAUUGUAAUCAACGACGAUUUGAAUGUUACGUGUGCAAAUAUACUACAUUAAUCAAAUGGAGUAUGGUCUACCAUAUGCGUAUUCAUCAUACCGGAUACAAACCAUUCCGUUGCUCUCAUUGCUCAAAACGAUUCAUUCAAAAAUCUCACUUAACGCAACACCAAAAACAUUGUCUUUAUUCGAAUUGAAAUGUCAUUAUUUGUAUCGAGAACAGAAAAUAAAAUCGAAAAUGUUACAAUUGACUAUAUGUUACUUAAAAUGUAAUGUGUUUGCGCUGA
Messenger RNA from Contarinia nasturtii (swede midge), 2069 nucleotides. Its product is annotated as zinc finger protein 432-like. Gene Ontology annotation, molecular function: DNA-binding transcription factor activity; RNA polymerase II cis-regulatory region sequence-specific DNA binding. Lineage: Eukaryota; Metazoa; Arthropoda; Insecta; Diptera; Cecidomyiidae. Gene Ontology annotation, biological process: regulation of transcription by RNA polymerase II. The record is from RefSeq and is a predicted model, not a curated record. The transcript has 4 exons. The coding region runs from base 210 to 1979 and encodes 589 amino acids.